UCUCGUGGUCGUUACCAUGUCGCCACGUUCGGCAUAAUAGCCAUCUUCUUCCUCUUUACCAGACAUAUAUAUCACUGGAACAUCUCAAGCUAUCGCUCGAGUGUCCGCAGCUGUCAUGGAACCUUUCAGCCAGAGCCACGCAUUACAGCUCGGAAGGUUGCUCUCGAGGCACAUGUCAAAAUGCCCCGACGCUCGAGACUGUCUCCAAAAACUCAUCCUCCCUGUUAUGGCAAAUGUGUCUGACAAGGUAGACUUCACUCUCUCCUUCAUAGGAAAGGUCACAAAUCACGACGAUGGAGUUGAAUGCAUGCAUGGGCAGACUGAAUGCUUAGGUAACAUUAUCGAGUUAUGUGCUGCCGAUGUCUACCCUGAUCCUAAAAGCUACCUCCCCUUCACGAAUUGCCUAUCACAACGAUACAGGGACAUUCCGAAUGAAAGUCUACUGAAGGACUGUACUAUGGAGUACGGCCUAGACUUUGACAAGAUCAACCACUGCAUGAGUAAGGAUGACGGCGCCUAUGCAAUGGGAUUGUUGAGGGACAGCGUUCAAAGGAGCAAGGAUAACGGUGUCAAGACUAGCUGCACAAUACGACUAGAAGGCAAGACUAGAUGUGUAAGAGACGGUGGCAAGUGGAAAGAUUGCGAGGGAGGUAAUAAGCCCAAGGACCUAAUCGAAGAGAUCGAAGAGCUAUAUAAUAGCUCGUCUUAGAGACGUAUAUACGUAUAGGUCGGUUCUCUUACAAGCAUAUUACUGGCGUUCGAACAGGUAGCGGUGGCAUGGGGCUCG
This is a messenger RNA of Pseudovirgaria hyperparasitica, 787 nucleotides long. RefSeq lists its product as uncharacterized. The transcript is spliced from 2 exons. Bases 116 to 709 code for a protein of 197 amino acids. Gene Ontology annotation, molecular function: oxidoreductase activity, acting on a sulfur group of donors, disulfide as acceptor. The record is from RefSeq and is a predicted model, not a curated record. Lineage: Eukaryota; Fungi; Ascomycota; Dothideomycetes; Acrospermales; Acrospermaceae.